GACAGCCAUUGCACUGGAAAUCGUGUGCAGGGUAAAACAAUCACCUCUGAAUACCAUUUCCCUCUGUAGUUUUUUUUUCUUAAUCUUCUAUACAGGGUCAAAAAUAACAAUUUUGGUCCCACACAUUGCCUUUUUUGUUUCCAGAAAAAAAGAAACGUAUUAAUGGAGCUGACCCUGUGACUGUUAAGGCGUCAGGAAGUAAAUUUGAAACAUUUCUUAUUCCCAAUGUUUAGGGGAUCCCUACUAUGAUUGUGCUACAAGAUCCACUUCGUCUAAUCUUUUAUUUGUAUGAGUGAAAGUAUCUUCCCGAGUGAUGAGGGAAGUACCACAACAAAACACAAACAUGAGGUGUAGUACUAAGUUCUGUUUCCUAGCAACCCCCUCCCCUGGUCCACGCGCGCGCGUCACUUGGCCCCUCCUCCAGAUCUCGCGCGCCGAACUAGUCCCUGUCAGCUCGCGAGCUCGUACGACACACCGUCUCCAUGGCAACCAGCGCGCUCCCCGGCUCCUGUCAAAGCCAGAGGAUGGAGGCUGCAGCGGCGGCUGCUCUGGGCAGUGCGGUAACCGGAGGGCCUCCCCCGCCUCAGGAUCAACCACCGCCUCCCCCGCCUGUGAGAGACAGGUUAGCCGGGAUGCAGAAAGGUGGCGGCGUGUGCUCCCGUUCGUACUUUGUGGUGGUGAUGGUGUUCGUGCAUGUGUACAUAUUAAAUGUCAUCGCGCUGCUGCUCUACGUGUACUACACUAAUGGCAACCAGCACGGUACCGAACUAGGCGCAGAUACAGAGCAGGCGGCUACAGGGACACCACCAGCCCCGCCGGACACCAGACCAAUCCCGCGCCUGGAGGAACUAGCCGGUCCCUACACAUAUCUGCCCAGACUGGAGGGCAUUAAGGUUGGUUACAGACAGAGGGUGAACUUGGUUCCAGACAAAAUUCAUGAAAUGAGGACUCUGAGUUUAAAGCCUUUGCUAUUUGAAAUCCCUAAUUUUCUCACGGAAAAAGAGUGCAAGUUACUCAUCCACCUGGCCAGGUUGAAAGGACUCCAGACCAGCCAGAUUUUGCCAGUAGAUGGUUACAAAGAAGCCAUGGACAACCUUGAUAUCAGCAAGGCUGACAUCUUUAAUCUGUUGGAUCACAACCAGGAUGGGCAACUGCAAAUAAAAGAGGUAUUAACCCACUCUCGCUUAGGCAACGGCAGAUGGAUGACCCCAGAGAAUAUCAGAGAGAUGUAUUCUGCACUGAGAGCUGAUCCAGAUGGAAAUGGAGUCCUAAGCCUGAAUGAAUUCAAGAAACUAAACCUCAAGGACUUUCAUAAAUAUUUGGGCAAACAGGAGGUCACCAUGAGUGAUCUGGUCAGGAAUAGUCAGCAUACUUGGCUGUACCAGGGAGAAGGUGCUCAUCAUAUGCUGAGAUCCAUUCGUCAGAGGGUCAUUAAACUUACCCAUCUACCCAUGGACAUAGUAGAGAACAGUGAGCCUUUGCAGGUGGUGAGGUACGACACAGGAGGACAUUAUCACGCUCAUAUGGACAGUGGCCCCGUGUUCCCAGAAACUGCAUGCACCCAUACAAAGCUAACAACCAACGAAACGGCUCCUUUUGAAACCUCCUGUCGCUAUGUGACUGUGCUGUUUUACUUGAAUAACGUUACAGGGGGAGGAGAGACCACUUUUCCAGUAGCAGAUAACAGAACAUAUGAGGAAAUGUCCUUGAUACAGAAUGAUGUUGAUCUCAGAGAUACAAGGAAGCAUUGCGACAAGGGGAACCUGAGAAUAAAACCACGGCAGGGAACCGCGGUCUUCUGGUACAAUUAUCUGUCUGAUGGAAAAGGUUGGGUCGGGGACGUUGAUGAGUUUGCUCUGCACGGAGGCUGUCUAGUCACAGCAGGAACCAAAUGGAUCGCAAACAACUGGAUUAAUGUGGAUCCCAACAAGCAUCGGCAGCUUUGGUUCCAGCAGGAGAUGGCCCGAUAUGGCAAAGAGGAGAGUGAAGUACAACGAGAUUGGGCAGUAGAUAAGUCUUACAAGGACAUGCACGUUGACCUAUAAAGCUGAAGAGUCUCCUGG
This is a messenger RNA of Xenopus laevis (African clawed frog), 2063 nucleotides long. RefSeq names its product prolyl 4-hydroxylase, transmembrane (endoplasmic reticulum) L homeolog (gene p4htm.L). The coding region runs from base 483 to 2045 and encodes 520 amino acids. Lineage: Eukaryota; Metazoa; Chordata; Amphibia; Anura; Pipidae. The transcript has 9 exons. Gene Ontology annotation, cellular component: endoplasmic reticulum; endoplasmic reticulum membrane. Gene Ontology annotation, molecular function: hypoxia-inducible factor-proline dioxygenase activity; procollagen-proline 4-dioxygenase activity; L-ascorbic acid binding. The record is from RefSeq and is a predicted model, not a curated record.